Molecule: messenger RNA, 3093 nt
Organism: Radiomyces spectabilis
Lineage: Eukaryota; Fungi; Mucoromycota; Mucoromycetes; Mucorales; Radiomycetaceae
Exons: 10
Coding region: 1-3093 (1030 amino acids)
Biological process (GO): regulation of TOR signaling
Cellular component (GO): KICSTOR complex
Source: RefSeq, a predicted model, not a curated record
AUGAAUCCACACGCCCUUGCGCUAGGUGACGCCGACAAUGACGGAGAUAACGAAUUUGUCAUUGGCAAUCUCAAUGGCGAUCUCGCCAUUUUUAAAGGGGAAUGUGCUGCUGGUCUCCCUACAUUUGUCUGCCGUGGUUUAGGAACGAUUACCUGUAUUGCUAUUGGCGAUGUGAAGAAUUGUGGCAAGAAUUCAAUUAUAUGCAUCAAUGCCGAAGGACACGCGCAUAUUUUUGAUAUACCUUUGCUGGCUCAACCAGAAACAGGCCCUUUGACAGGCAGUGCCAAUUAUGCGCAACAUCAAAUGUCGGUCGAUGAAUAUUUGCGCCACGGUCGUCGGUCCUCCGAUACUGCCAGCAUCCAAGCAUUUCGACGAAUGAUGAGCGCCAAUGCGGGCCAUGCCUCGACGGAUGAUCCUUCGCGCCCUGUACCUGAAUAUGCCAAACCUUCGUCGACGCGAAUUCAUGAUUUACAAUCUCCCUCUUUCACGCUUAAAGUGCCUGUUAACGUCAAUAAAAUCCUCAUUGCCGAUAUUGACGGAGACUCCUUGAAUGAGAUCAUUCUAGCCCGCACGGAUCGAAUUCUUCAUGCCUUUCAAUUAUUACGAUCAGAAAUCACGCCUUGUUUGGACCACAUUCAAAAAAGCUUUGGUCCUUCCUCAGUCACUUCACCCUCUACAUCUACAUCCUCUACUAAUAUUGCCGGUCAAUCAAAUCAAUAUCACCAUCAAAGCUAUCUCCCAUCAACGCUUCAAUCAUCUCUUUCCGCAUUAUCCGUCAGCAAAGAAAAGAAUAGAAUCAACUCCAAACGUGGAUCGGUGGGCACCACUGAUUCCAAAGAAUCCAAGUCGAAUGUUUUACGAAAAGGCAUGGGAUGGUCAAAAUCAAGUAAAUCUCUUUCCAAGGAACCUUCGAGAGAAGCUGAAGCACCGAAAAAGGCGGCAGUGACUCCAACGUAUAAAGAGGAAGAUGCUGUGUUUUUACUCCAAGACAAAGAUAUGUGGGUCUUUGAUGGCCAGAUCACAUCUCUGUCCACUACAUGUCAUCCGGAAAAACCGCAUGAACCCAUCUUACUCGUUGCACAACCAGGAAACACAUUCAUUAUCAUUGAUAAAGACGGCAAUCGAUUUAACCAGGAUUUCACCCCGCAAUAUGUACCUCGUACGUAUUGCGGCAAAAAUGCUCCUCAGAGACGUCCUCAACCUAUGGUAUUGCCAAUGGACCCUAAUCGGGAGGAAGUAUCAUCGAACCCUGAUCCUGGUCCAACAACUGGGGAUCGUCCUGAAGAUGAAGUCGCUGAUACAUCCAAGGCUGACGAUGGGCCGUUAUCGAAUCUCAAGAGAGCCACACGAACAUUUCGGUCGUUCUUGCAACGCAACCAAUCUCGCAAUAAUGCGACUGACUCCGACACCGAUCCGGUGUUUUUGAGUACGGAUGAAGAUGGAAUGGGGAAGAUCAUGGACAUUGCUGGCAAUGAAAUCAAACGGUCCAACUAUGUUGUUCAAAACUGGCCGGUAAUGGAUGGCGAUGAUAUGGUGGGCGAUGAGGACAACAGUGCCGUGGCGACGGAACUGGUGAUCGGUAAACGACAUCCACGUUCUUUUCCGGACACGCAUCGCGAAACGAUGGACAUGGAAAUUGGCAUGCUCAGUAUGGAUGGCAAAUUUAGUAUUUAUGAUUUGCGUACCAAGACAUCGUCUGUGCGAGACUUAUUUGUCACACAUAAGCUCUUCAGUUUAGCCACGCUUGAUGUGUCCAGUACCACGGGUCUUUAUUUUCGGCGGAAUUCCUUGACAAGCAGCAAAGAUAUUCCAAUACAGUUCGGAAAUGGAUCGUUGGAUUCGCCUCAACUUCGAUUCCAUUCGCCGCUCGCUCGUGCUGACUCGCCUUCGUUCCCCCACGGUACAAAAUUGGAUCAAUCCGACGCACCGUCGCCUGCUCUAAGUUCAUUAUCCAAACUGUCCGUCAUGACAUCCAAUAACACGGAUCGCGGUGAAGGCAAAGUGUCCAAAGAUACCGAAAGCAUUACGGUGACACCGACCAGUGUCACUUCUGAUGCACACAACGUCCAUGCCACGGCUGACCGAGAGAUCAAUCACGCGACGUUGGAAGAAGCAAGUGACAUAAUGGAUAACAUAGACACGAGCGAACAGCUUACGGUGCGUUCCAGUUCACAACGCAGUAGUCGGGCCAGUUCCAGUAUUUACGAGAGUUCAUGGAGCGAAGGAAGUGAAAACGAAGAUGUACCGGAAAGUGAGCUAUUUGUCGCUUGUGCGUGGAAUGGUGUGACCUACCUUAUCGACUGGAGUAAACGAGUGGAAGAAGAUAUCGACGCUCAAAGUAGAGCCAAAUCCAAAAUCAAGUUUCAGCUUGUCAAAUUUGCAUUUGAAGGACGUGUCUGUGCUUUCACAGCAGGCUCCUACGCAGUGACGCCGGGUCAUAAUGUACCAUGCUUAUUUUACGUCGACUUUGAAGAUCAGAUCUUUGUUUAUUACGACGUUCAUAUCUCUCCUGGACCAGUUACUGGUUUUAUCGAUACAAUUGACGAUGAUAUCGAGGAAUCAUUGGAACGCAUCAUUGGUAUUGAAAGUGGAAUCAAGGUUCUUUCAGAACUGAAUGAGGAUAAGCAUGCUGUAUCGGGAGAGCACGAUGUCAAUAUGACGGAUCUUGGUGAUGGUUGGAAAGGUAUAGCGGACGGGGACGUCGUAUACAAUGCGGGCUAUGACGAUCAAAACGAAGAGCAUCAGAUUCUUAAUCUCACCAAUACCGAACUUGAUUUGGCGGAUUUCAUUCACGAGUGUUUGUAUGGUUUCGAAGACCUUAAAGAACGAUUGGAAACGGAUCUCCUCAAGGUUGAGCAUCAGCGGCUCUCUCAUCAUCUUCCGGUUGGGGUGGAUAUUCGACGACUGUCGGAUUUGAAUAUUACUAUAGAACCGCCUCUAGAGCGUGAAGGAUCCGAUGAAUCAGACGGUGAAUUGAGCCACGCUUCCCAGUCCCCAUCUCCGCGAAACAGUGCGAGUCGCGGCUCAAACGAUUCCGUCGACCCGUUGCUGGCGUGGAUGACAGAAACAUUAAACAAGGAAAUUUAUCCGUAA